Anolis carolinensis (green anole) is the source of this 1342-nucleotide messenger RNA. It is a transcript of the gene fdx2, whose product is annotated as ferredoxin 2. Gene Ontology annotation, cellular component: mitochondrion. The record is from RefSeq and is a predicted model, not a curated record. Gene Ontology annotation, biological process: positive regulation of oxidoreductase activity; P450-containing electron transport chain. The coding region runs from base 16 to 675 and encodes 219 amino acids. Gene Ontology annotation, molecular function: 2 iron, 2 sulfur cluster binding. The transcript is spliced from 5 exons. NCBI's taxonomy places the organism in Eukaryota, Metazoa, Chordata, Lepidosauria, Squamata, Anolidae.
CUCAAGCAGGCAUGAAUGGAGCUGAUGUUGCACAACUCCCGAGCGAGGGAGCAGAAGCCAGGCUGCCGGAAGUGGCCCCCUCCCUUCAGGCUUGGCGCGCGCUCCCUCCAUCGCCUUUACAUCACCAUGGAAACGUCCGCCACGCCUCCGAGCCCAAGCGGCAGUCACGUGAUGCCUGUCAUGGCGGCUUCCAUGGCUACAGUCGGUGUCAGGCCCGGAGGUGGGCUCCGGCGGCUCCUUUGGAAGCCCGGGCGGGCCCUGCUUCGGAGCUUCCGCACUGCAGUGGCCUUUCAAGUGGAAGAGGAGAGUUGUGCUGCAGAAGUAGUGAAUGUGGUGUUCAUAGACCGAUGUGGGAAAAGGGUCCCAGUGAAAGGCAGAGUUGGAGAGGAUGUGCUCCGCUUGGCCCAGAGACAUGACAUUGACUUAGAAGGUGCCUGUGAAGCUUCCCUGGCCUGCUCUACCUGUCAUGUCUAUGUGAGUCAUGACAUUGUGGAUAAGCUUCCCUGCCCUGAUGAACGGGAGGAAGAUAUGUUGGACAUGGCACCGCUGCUUCAAGAAAACUCACGCCUGGGCUGCCAGAUCAUCCUCACCAAAGAACUGGAAGGUGCUGAGUUCACCCUUCCCAAGAUCACCAGGAACUUUUACGUGGAUGGACAUGUCCCGAAACCUCACUGAGCUCAUCCCAGAGAAGGACCAGUCUCAAAAGUGAGGUUGACUUGAGUUUAAGAAGCAGAUAUCAAAGAACAAGGUGGAAUAGUUGAAGCAACUGGGAUUAUUAUUUUAUUUCAAGAAAAAGAAAAUAGUUUGCUCCAUGAGCAAGAGGAUGCUGCCGAAGAAGGAUCCACCAGUCAAAUGUUAAACUUUCUGUAGAUGCCUGUAUCUGUGCCUUCUUCCAAAAGCCAUCACUGGGUUAUGUGUACACCUCAUUUGUGGUACCUGAAGGUGGCUGGGAGCUGGAUCCAUUUCUUCCCAAGAUGCUCGGGCAUCAAAUGGAAGAGGUUUCAGGGGGAGAGGAAGGAUUCCUGCACAGUAGCUGUCGUCUUCCAGGAAAAGGGAUACCUGUUUAUAUGUAGGGAGUUUUGACUGCAUACAGGGAGAAAACAUGAGUUACUCUCACAUGCACUUCACUGGAAUUAUUUUAUCUUUGUUGUUCUGUUUUCUUCAGUUUUACAAGCAGUGCUUUAAUCUUCACUGGGGCCUUCUUGUUCCUCAUUUGUCAUUUGGCUGUGGAAAAGUGGAUAUCUGUCCCAGUUACAAAAUUUGUAUCACCAAAUACUUAGGGGAAGGAGGUCUACAUACUUCAGUUCCCCUCUGACUCGUAUAAUUAAAGAUAUAAAACCUC